AUGGCAGCAAAGUUUCUUGGCGAACCGUCGAAAGUAGUUACGGGAAGUUAUGAUCGGACUUUAAAAAUCUGGGAUCUGCGCAGCAAAGCAUGUAUAGAAACGAAAUUUGCUGGUUCGAGUUGUAAUGAUCUCGUAACUUCUGACGGAGCUGGCUCCACAAUAAUCAGUGGUCAUUUUGAUCAAAGGAUCAGAUUUUGGGACACUAGAGCCGAAUCCAGCUCAAAUGAUAUUCUAUUGGAAGGAAAAGUUACAUCUUUAGAUUUAUCCCGUGACGCAAAUUACCUUUUGAGCUGCGUGAGGGAUGACACGGUGAAACUGAUUGAUUUACGAAUGAAGAAAAUUGUUGGAUCGUUCAGCGCUGACGGUUUUAAAGUAGGAUUCGAUUGGACAAGAGCUGCUUUCAGUCCUGACGGACAGUAUAUAGCGGUUGGUUCCGCCGACGGUUCUGUUUUCAUCUGGUCUAUAGUAACGAAUGCGAUCGAAACAAUACUGAAAGAGCACACGGCAGGAGUAACGGCCGUGUCGUGGCAUCCACACGGCACGUACUUAGCAUCUGUCGAUCGUGCCAAGACGGUGACAGUUUGGGGCGACCACGUUUGACAGGAGGAGUGAUGUCGGGACAAACGAUCGUUGUUUCACGCAUGAAGAUCUCUUAACCGUGAAAAUGAAACAAAUAUGCGCUCGUGAUGCCCGGCAGCAAUCCCGCGAGAAAUCACAGUGGGAAGUUGGGCACCUAGCGGGGUAAUAAUCAAAAUCAUCGGUUUGGCCGCGCGAAUUGUAAAGUUCUUGUAUAAGGACGCCGUUAAGUUGUAAAGCGCAAACGCCACACUGAACAAAUUCACAGCAGUGAUAGAGACUAUUGUAUAUAAAAUUGCACUUAUUGUUACUCCCAGGUUGUAAAGAUCCUUUAUUUAGAACAGUAAACUGCUCGCCACGGCCACGCCGCGCCGUAUAUCCCCCCAAAAAUUUAAGAAAUUAUUAUAAUAACUGGUGUUUUUCAGCGACUCAUUAGAUAUAAGUUUUGUUUUGCUAACUAUAAAAGACACCAUCGCGUAUUCUCAAUUGUUUGAGAAGAUUCAGUUACUUUUAGG
This is a messenger RNA of Cyphomyrmex costatus, 1091 nucleotides long. RefSeq names its product autophagy-related protein 16-1. NCBI's taxonomy places the organism in Eukaryota, Metazoa, Arthropoda, Insecta, Hymenoptera, Formicidae. Gene Ontology annotation, cellular component: autophagosome membrane; phagophore assembly site membrane; Atg12-Atg5-Atg16 complex. Gene Ontology annotation, molecular function: protein binding; protein-membrane adaptor activity. Gene Ontology annotation, biological process: autophagosome assembly. The transcript has 5 exons. Bases 1 to 600 code for a protein of 199 amino acids. The record is from RefSeq and is a predicted model, not a curated record.